AUGGAUGACAGAACAAUUGACCUAAUUUUUGCUGGCUCACUUGAAAGUUUGCCUCCUGUAAGCUCAAAAAUUGUUCGUAUAUUUACAAGCUCUACAUUUACAGACACCACAAUGGAAAGAAACACUUUAAUGGCUCAAUGUUAUCCGAAAAUUAAGGAGUUUUGCAGAGAAAAACAUGGUUUAGAAUUUCAGGUUGUAGACAUGAGGUGGGGCGUGCGAGACGAGGCAACUGAUGACCACAUGACAACUGAGCUCUGCAUGAAGGAAAUUGAAAACUGUCAAAAGUUAUCCAUGGGACCCAACUUUGUGGUAUUCCUUGGCCAGAAGUACGGUUACAGACCCAUACCUACCAUAAUUGUAUCAUCGGAGCUACAACUUCUCAGAGAUGAAUUAGUGUUACAAGGUAUAGACCCUAACCUGUUGGACUUAUGGUACCGAAAAGACAGCAACGCAGUUCCUCCUAUAUCUGUGCUUCAGCCAAUUUCUUCCAUUCUUGUCAAUUUCAACAACAAGCGGAUUCCAAAGUUGCAGCAGCAUGAUCAAGCUGUAUGGUGGGACACCCUGGCUAAAAUGCAGAAACUUCUUCGAAAGGCAGCCCAUUCACUGGGAAGUAAUGGAAAAUUGGAUAAGGAAACAGUGCACAACUAUUUUAUGUCGGUUACUGAACGAGAAGUGAUAAAUGGCAUUUUGAAUGUCAAAAAUACCAAGAACCAUUGUUUAGCCUAUAUACGUUAUAUCAACAACAUAAAUCUACAGAAUUUAAAGAAAGCAUCACUUUUUCUGGACAUUGCUAACAGAAGUCUUGAUACUGAGGCUGCUAAACUUUUAGCUAAUUUACGAGAUGAACGACUUCCCAACAAAAUUGAGACAAGCAAUAUUCAGAAGUACACGGUUGAAUGGAUUGGCCGUGAGGGUCUCGACCCUGAAACUCAUGAAGAAUAUUUACAACAUUUCAUCACACAUUUCUAUAAAAAUAUCACAAAGCUAGUUGAUAGAGCGAUGAGGAAGGAAGACUCCAGUGCCCAAGGACAAAUUGUCACAGAAAUCCUGCAGCACUUACAUGCGUGUAAUAAUUCUGUACAGGUUUUCUAUGGCCGUGAAGAGAAUUUGGAGCAGAUUAAGUCAUUCAUGCUUGGUGGUUCUGAGAAACCAUUAGUGCUGUACGGAGAAGGGGGAUGUGGAAAGACAUCACUUCUGGCCAAAGCUGCAAGCCUAACAUCUACUGAAUGGUUCCGUGGAAUGAAACCAAUAUGUGUGAUUCGCUUUCUCGGCACGACGCCGGACAGCAGUGCUCUUGCACCAACACUCAUCUCCAUCUGUCAACAGAUAUCCUACAACUACAUGCUCUCUUUUGAGGAUAUUCCAGUUGAUUUAGUUCCACUUACUGCCCACUUCAAACAGCUACUCACAAACGCUAGCAGAGAACAACCUCUCAUUUUGUUUCUGGAUUCCGUGGACCAGCUGACCGGUGCUCAGGAUGCCAAUAAACUAUCUUGGCUUCCAUUGAGAAUGCCUCCACAUUGCAAACUGAUUGUCUCUUGUGCUGCAGAGGAAAAGAAUGCUGAGGUUUCCCAGGACUAUCAUCUGAUAAGGCGAAUGAUUGAUGUGGACGACCACUUCAUCGAAGUGGCCAGUCUCGGAGAAGAUCUUGCCAUGCAGGUCAUAAGGAUGUGGAUGCAAACGGCUCACAGAGACCUCUCGAACUAUCAGUGGCGGUUAGUGUCUAACGCUAUAAGUAAGUGUUCCUUGCCUAUCUUCGUGAAGCUAGUGUUUGCUGAGAUCUGUCGCUGGAGGAGUUACACCAAACCACAAGAUACCCACCUGGCUUCAACUGUAAUGGAUUCUAUUAUGUUGCUGUUUGAGCGUGUGGAGAAGCAGCAUGGACGCAUACUGGUAUUCCACGCUCUAGCAUACAUAACAGCAGCCAAGAGCGGACUCUCUGAAUCAGAGCUAGAAGAUCUCAUAUCGUUGGAUGACAAGGUUCUUGAUGACGUAUACCAGUACCACUUGCCGCCGGUCCGACGCAUACCACCCCUUCUCUGGACAAGGAUAAGAAAUGACUUGCCAAACUAUUUGUCUGAAAGAGAAGCGGACGGGGUUAGUGUAAUGAAUUGGUAUCACAGGCAAUUCCGUGAUGCAGCAAAAGAAAGAUACUUCAAAAAUAUGAAUAUGGCCACAUAUUUUCAUUCAUCAAUAGCAGACUAUUUUCUUGGUAUUUGGGGAGGAGGAAAUCCGAAACCCUUCAAAUACACAGAAAUACAGCGACACAGAUUUAAUUUGACAGAUAAAGAAGGUUCAGCUGAUCGUAAAGUACCUGUUCAGCCGUUGGUUUUCUACGCCAAAGAUGGCAAAGUCUCACGCUACAAUCUGCGUAAGUUUGGUGAAUUGCCAUACCACAUGGUGCGUUCAAGACGAUUCCAGGACCUGUAUGAAAAUGUUUUGUUCAACUACAAGUGGCUGCAUGCCAAGAUGUCGUCAUGCCCUCUUCAGGCCGUACUUAGUGACUUUGAAGAUGCAUGUUCCAAUACAACUGACAAGGAGGCAAUAAGGGAACUGAUGCUGGUUGCAGACGCUUUGAGACUUGGCGGUGCAAUUCUCAGCGUCUAUCCGGACAUGCUGGCUCCUCAACUGAUUGGCAGACUCUUGCCGGAAAUAGGAUCAAAUCCUAAUGUCAAGAUGCUUUUGAAGGAAUGUGAUAAAUCUGGGCCUGAAGACAAUGCUCUUAUACCAGUAUAUCAUUGUCUGCAUACUCCAGGUGGACCACUCAAGUACUCGCUGGAAGGCCAUCAGUUCGCUGUUUUUGGAUUCUGCCUUACAUCCGACUAUCGUUAUAUAGUGUCAAUAUCUAACAAGUUUAUCACUUGGGAUCUGUCCACAAGUGACCUCACACGAGAUGUGAACCCUGGAAUUGAAGGCAUAAUGCAGCAGUUAGUUCUCAGCCCAGAUAACAAGUAUGCUGUUGCCCACACCAACAACAAUCAGACAGUUGUUCUGAACACGCUGACAAGUGAGCAUGUGACCUUAGACAAUCCUCUGCCAUCUGGGGAGACUGUUGUUGGAGUGGCUGUUUUAAACACACAUUUAUUUGUCCAUGGAACAAAAACCUGGUGCCGAUUCAGUAUAAGGGGGCAGCUUGAAGAAGAGUUCUGUGGCGAUGAAGACCCUCAAGUUUGGAAGUUACAUUCUGUGUAUUUCAGCUGUUUGGAGGAAUAUACCUUGUUAUAUUGGCGUGGCUCACUGAAUAAAAGAGAAAUGAAACUAAAAAAACAUUUUCCAACAGGUGCACUGGAACCAUUUGAAUUCCACAGCGCAAUGGUUACAACACAUAAUGGAACACUCAUGUAUUGCUGCUCGCAGAAAGGAUCUUACCGAGUUCAGCAGUAUGAAAACGACAAGUCAUCAUUGAAGUGGGUUUUGAAGAAAGAGAUGCCAGUUGCUGAAAGUGAAGAUGACGAAGAACUACUUCAGCUGAAGUUAGACAAAGAUGAAAACACUCUUCUUGGCACCAGAAACAAUAGCUUUGUCAUUUGGGAUGUUUCGGAAAACAAUUCAAAUGCGGCUGCUUUGGCACUAUCCCUUCCACACGGUGUGAGGAAUAUUUCCACGCGUCUAUUGCAGUCCAACUCGUGCAUGGUAUCAGCUACAAGAGACUAUGUUGUGGCAGGAGUGCGGAAAAACUUAUACGUGUGGAACAUGAGCGAUGGAAAGUUAGUUAAAAUAUUGGAUGCUCAUUUUGGCCGCAUAAUUGCUCUCGAACCCCUUACGAUUGGCAAUUGGAAUUCUGUGAUAACGUCAUCAAUUGACCGCACUGUAAAAGUCUGGAACAUCAACAACAUUUUUGAGCAAGUCCAUGUUAUUGACCGACACGAACUUCAGAUUGAUUCAAUUCAUCUGUGCCAAUCGGCUGGACUUGCCGUAACAGCCACAAGGAAUUGUGUUGGUGUUUGGGAUCUUCAGAUUGGGAAGCUAAUAUCCCGGCUGGCAGACAGUCCUCUUGGAGCCAUUGUCACCCAUGCAGUUAUCACACCAGAUAGCAGAUUUAUAAUAUCUGCUGAGUCUGGUAAUAUUCUUAUUUGGAAUCGCCUAACUGAACAAGUUUUAUUCAAAGAAGAACAGCCAGGUAUAAAACAAGUUGUUUUGCUAGAAAAUGGAAUGCGGUUUUUGGCCAUUUCUACCUUAGAGGAUUUUGGCAAUGCUGAAAUAACAAAAACUGUGGCGACAGGAAUCCUUCGCACAAUACCAGAUGGGUUUCGUCUAUAUUCCUUUGAGUAUCCGGUACGCUGCUCUUCGUCAACACCAUUCAAGUCUGGUGCGAUAUCGUGCGAUGGGCAAAAUAUUAUGGUCAUGGCAGCUGACAAAGGAAGUCGGGAUAGCAUACACGUAUUCAGUUCUCGAACGGGCAGCCUGAUUGCCAAAAUACCGCUUAAACUUUCUGCUGCAAAGGAUAUAUCUGCAUUGAUUUCAAUGCCACACAAGCCAAAUUUACUUGCUUUGAUUGAUUCGGAUAAAGGAAGUAUUCUUGAUGUUCGUAGCAAACGUAUAGUGAGAAUGAUUCCAAAAUGGUGUGGGAGAUGCACUAAAGAUGGCAAAUAUGGCCUGUAUGCUCCAUCUAGGGGUGGCCUGGAGCUUCUAGAACUGAAGAAGGGACAUACAGUAAAAACAUUCAUUCCAAAGGUGGCAGAAGGUGUGUUUACUGUCAUAUGCAUGUUCAACAAAACAAAUGAAUACGUCCUUUACUAUCACAGCGGUAAAAAAACUCUGCGAAUCUUCAGAAUGUCAGACACCAAGAUGAUUGCCAACUUUCGAGUGCAAGCAGAGCUAAGUGCUAUUGAGAGUACAGAAGAUGGAACAGGUUUGGUGCUGGGAACAGUUGAUGGUUGUGUUUCAGUUCUAGCCAUCAUUGACCCAAUGAAACCUUUCACGAAGAACUACUUGGAAAAUUUACCCUCUAGGGACGAAGAGUGGAAGAAAAAGGUGGAGAAACUUAAAGCAAAUACAAGAUUCAAAGCUGCUGCAGCCAUCGCAAAACUUUCAGCGCAGUUUUGUAACAGUGAAGAUGAAAAUUAA
Molecule: messenger RNA, 5067 nt
Organism: Bacillus rossius redtenbacheri
Lineage: Eukaryota; Metazoa; Arthropoda; Insecta; Phasmatodea; Bacillidae
Product: NACHT and WD repeat domain-containing protein 2
Exons: 29
Coding region: 1-5067 (1688 amino acids)
Molecular function (GO): protein binding
Source: RefSeq, a predicted model, not a curated record